Molecule: messenger RNA, 1684 nt
Organism: Antechinus flavipes (yellow-footed antechinus)
Lineage: Eukaryota; Metazoa; Chordata; Mammalia; Dasyuromorphia; Dasyuridae
Gene: CABCOCO1
Product: ciliary associated calcium binding coiled-coil 1
Exons: 8
Coding region: 325-1191 (288 amino acids)
Source: RefSeq, a predicted model, not a curated record
GAGACAGUGAGGGGGAGAGGGCUCUAGAAGGGCAGGCGCCUGCUCUGAGCCUCCCAGAAUGUCUCUGGAAGGUGCCCCCCACGCCCCAGGCCAUAUCUCUCGUCCCCUUUAUUUUACAGAAGAGAUCAGAGGGGUCCACGACUGAAGGGAAGUGAUUGUAACGGCCUCUCGGUCUCCCAGCUGACCUGAAAGCCUCCCUCCAACUUCCUGGGUUCGCCAACCCCCACCCCUCAACAGCUGAAGUGAGCCCACUCCGGGCCCGCCCCAGCUCCGCCCCCUCCGGCGCAGUUCCCAUAGCAACAGAAAGACGCUUCUCCUGCAAAGAUGAGCACCGCCAGUACCUCCUCAUCUCGGCCGCAGAAACCGUCUGAGAAAGUACCGUCUCCGAAGUUCCUGACUUCAGAUUUCCUUUCAGAUGGCCAAAUCAAUGAUUUAAUAAAUGAAAACAUACAUGGAGUUCAAAAAAAACUGGAAGAGUUCUUAGACUUCCACAAACUUCCUACUUCUCUAAGAGAAGCCAUUCUGCUUGAUUAUUACACAUCCGGAUUCUGGUGGGCCAAAGGCAAGAACUUCACCGUUCCCCAACUGUCCAAAUUUAUGUCUUUGCUAGAGAAGCUGCUACACAACCUCCAGACCCUACAUGCAUCCCUGGAAGACAGCAUAAAGUUUCUGGGGGAAGUAAUGGCUGAAAUUGGACCCAAUAUCAUAGAUAAGCCUUACAUGAAUGUCUUUAACGUACAACAAGCCAACGAGAUCGUCGAUUACCUGAAGACGAGCUUAUUUCAACAUUAUAAGCUGUAUGAAUUUCUCUUCUUCACUCCCAGGGAUGAAAUUGUGAUAGGAACGGAGAAAGUGAUUGAACUUGUCAAGUCAGCAGAUUACCCUUUUCCAAAUCCCCUUGAAGAAGGCAUGGCAUAUGACAUUUAUUCAACAUUUUUAAUGCCGAAGCCUCCUCCAACACCAGUUAUCCAAGUUGAGGAGGUUGAGCAAGUGCUUUCGGAGGAGUCCCCUGUGGAAAGCGAAGUGGUCGAGGUGGAUCCCUUGGCCAAUUUCACCAUUGAAGAAGUCAAAACAGUGCUGAGUCAGAUCACGGAUGAAGUCAUAAACAGUAUUCAGGCUGAGAUAAACGAGAAGCUGCAGAUGCAGGAAGAGAACUUCAAUGUAAGGAUCGAGAAACUGAAACAGGCCUGAGGAUGCUCAGGGACAGGAGCCAGGCUGAACUUAGAGCGUCCUAAGCCCGAAACCCAAGAACAUUUCUAUAGCAUCCCAUCCUCUCAUGUCGUAGAGAUUUAUUGCCUUUUAUCCCCUUUAUUUUAUUAUUUUUAUUUUAUUUUCUUAGUCCUGAUUCGGCACUUUCCUGGCACAUCUCAGCAUAUAAGAGUUUGCAGAAUUGUAUGUCAGAUAUACAUGUUUUAGAAUGUUUUUGACAUCAUGCAUCAUAAACACGCUUCUUACAGAAAGAAACUUUUUUUUAAACCAAAAAGAUAACAAAUGAAAAUAAUUUUCCUCUCCAUUGAGUCCUUCACUGGACUUAGAACGCAUCACAGAAAUCGAGAGACGAGGGUUCUUAGACCAACUCUUAUUGGAUCCUCCCCCAUUCUGAGCCACUGAGUUUUCUUGUUUAGACCCUACAUGUGUGAAGCCCAUUUCCUGAAAUUAUAUAAUGCGUCUCUGAGCGGUUUAA